Molecule: messenger RNA, 792 nt
Organism: Geodia barretti
Lineage: Eukaryota; Metazoa; Porifera; Demospongiae; Tetractinellida; Geodiidae
Source: the annotation of a GenBank genome assembly
AUGGGAAAAGCGAUCGUCGUUACGUCUGGUAAAGGCGGGGUCGGUAAAAGUACUUCCACGGCGAAUCUUGGAACGGCCUUAGCUGUGUUGGGUAAGAAGGUCGUUGUCGUCGAUGCGGAUGUGGGAUUGAGAAAUCUUGAUGUUAUUAUGGGGCUGGAAAGCCGCGUUGUAUACACAUCAAUGGAUGUCUUUCAAGGUGUUUGUGAACUCGAACAAGCAUUGGUUAAAGAUCGAAGGACGAAAGAUCUCUAUCUCCUUGCGGCCUCGCAGAGAAAUAACAAAAGCGAUAUUCAGCCGGAACAGAUGAAAAAACUCUGCCUAGAACUGAAAGAGACGCACGACUACGUUUUGGUCGAUUCACCUGCCGGCAUUGAGCAGGGGUUUCAAAACGCAGCUGCGGGGGCUGAUGAGGCACUGAUUGUGACAACGCCAGAGGUCGCAGCGGUCAGGGAUGCGGAUCGAAUCAUCGGUUUGCUGCAGAACAUGACCAUUAAUAACUUGCAUCUCGUCAUCAAUCGACUUGCACCGGAGAUGGUCAAGGCAGGCGAUAUGAUGGGACCGACGGAUGUCAUAGACAUUUUGUCAGUCAAUCUGAUCGGCGUCAUCCCAGAGGAUAAGGAAAUUCUUAUUUCAACGAACCGAGGUAUGCCGUCAACCUACAAUCAUAAGUCUGAUGCCGGACAGGCUUACAAACGUAUCGCACUAAGGCUUGAAGGGGAAGAUGUUCCAAUCCCAGAGUUUAAGGCGGGGGGUUUGUUCGGUAACUGGUUUGGGAAACUGUUUAAUAGUUAA